AAAUAGGAAGUGCAGUGACAGUGACAGUCUUCUGAGAUAUUAUUGGUACUGUGCGUGCUGGCAGUAGCACGGAAUUGAAACCAUUCAAGUUUCCUUCAUGAAAAGAAAAGGUUUCAUCGCAGUUACAAUGGGUAUAUUAUUUUUACUAAUGGCGGUGUUGUAUAGCACUAUCAGUUCUCAGCUGUCUGACGCUUCUGGGCUUAAAACAGAUUAUCGCUUGUUGGGAAGAACGCUGUACAAACUUGAUAUAUCCUGGCCCAAGUACACGGAGCAUUUCACGGGCGAUGUGUUCGGGGUCGCUGUAAAUCAGCUGGCUGGUUUGGUGUAUGUAGCACAGCGGGGAGACAACAUUCCCAAAGUGCUGGUGUUCACCACAGACGGAGACUUCAUCCAGGCCUGGAACACCACCACCCUGGAGAUGCCUCACGGGAUCUUUCUGGCCAAUGCCUCCAAGAGCCCGUCCGUGUGGAUUACAGACGUGGGGAACGGGCCGUAUGGACACACCAUAAAGCAGUAUUCCCCCUCUGGGAAGCUGCUGCGGGUGCUGGGCUCAGCGGGUAAGGCCGGCUCCGGGAUCAACCCCCUGCAGUUCGACCAGCCGGCCGAGAUCUUCGUCCACAGCUCCGGGGAGAUCUACAUCGUCGACGGUGACGGCGGCAUGAACAACAGACUCGUUAAGCUGUCCAAAGACCUGCAGGUGCUCUGGAUGCAUGGGGAGAAGGGGUCCGGCAUGGCGCAGUUCUACAUCCCGCACAGCGUAGCCGUGGAUAACUACCAGAGGGUGUGGGUGGCCGACCGGGGGAACAAGCGGAUCCAGGUGUUCAACUCGGUGACAGGUGACUGGCUGGGGUCCUGGGGCAGCUGUUUCACGGAGGACGCCCCAUAUUCUGUCAGACUGACGCCGGACCAGAAGUACUUUGUGGUGGUGCAACUGAACACCAAUCAGAUCACUCUGCUGGAAGCCCCGCCCGUGGGUGCGAUUGGACAGUGCAAGGUGGUCAGUGUCAUCCAGCUGGCUGAGGACAUCAAGCCCCACCUGGUGGACCUGGACUUGAAAACGGGGGCUCUGUACGUGGCUGAGAUUGGGGCUCAGCAGGCCCAGAAGUUCACCCCAUUCACCCUGGGCGGCGGUAACCUGUAACUGGACUUUUUGGGGAUUGGGGGUGGGGGAAGGGUACUUCUAGACCGGUGGAGUUCCUCUUUUUUUCUUACAAGGUAAAAUAAUAAAGCUUUCGGCUCUUCACGGGCACUCUACCUCCACAUGGGGCUCAACAAUCACAAUGAAAAAAGAGACGCUUACAUAGCAGACGAUUCCAUCUUGAUUACUUAUUACUUAUUAUUUUUCGAGACAUACAAGACAUACACAAUCAUACAGUGACAUCACAAUCAUCGUGUCCUUCUUUCAUCCCUUUUAUCCCUUUUAUUUGUCCUGGUGCACUUUAUCAUAUCUAAAGUACUGACAGAGUACAUCAUGGAGCCUGUGGACAGACCUAUGAGAUUCACCAGGGGAAAAGGUUAAAAUGGCUUGAGAUGCCAUAGAAUGUACCAUGGAAUGAGUGAUUGAGUUUCCAGCCUAGAAAUGAAGGUUCAAAAGCCUGAAUUUCCAAUGGGCAAUUCCUCCUGUCAGUCUUACUUGAAUAGCACAGUCAGACAGAGGUGUUUCUGCUGUUCAGAUCUUGGUUUGAAUGGUGUUGAUUUGUGAAAGAAAUUGCUGCUGUCUAGAUUCUAGGUUUUGAACGUCACUGGGUCGUCAGGCUGGUAAGUCUCAGCUUGUGUGUGCAGUGCAUCUGUCUGUAUAUUAUGCCUAUAUAUGUGACACAGAGUCUGGAAGAUCUGUUCUUGGUACAGGACUAAUGUGCUUCAGUGUACUGUGGGUGGAACGUGAGUGUGUAUUUUAGAAAUACAAGAUUGGUCAAAAAGUUGAAGAAAUUUUAAUUAUUUUAUUUUGAAAUUAUUUGGCCUCAAAUAUAUUUAAAAUGUUUGGUGUUUGGAUGGUGCUGUUUUUAUUCUCAGUAAUAUCUCAGUAUCUAUGUCUUAUCAUAUCUAUGGUUUAAAUGGAAUAUGAGACUUGACUGCAUGUAAGUUCGGUGUCCUUUUUAAAUGACUCUUAGUCAUCAUUGAAUAGUAGUUGUGAAAAGUUUAUAAUUAUUUUGUUGACUAGUACAGAUGUAGCCUAGUUGAUAAUACAUCCUUCCUAAUAUGUGUAUAUAUUGUAAAUGAUAAAGCCAUAUGAAUUAAUGAGCUGUAGCUAUUUCUACUGUGAUUGUGCUGAAAUUUCCUCUUGAUGUGUCUUUGAUCUGAAAUAGGUGUGCUCAUCUUUGUUUUUUCUAUGAAUUAUACACAUGCACAAAUGAUUUUGUAUUGGAUUUGUAAUGAUCCUGAGAGUUUCUGAAAAUGCCUUCUUUCAUUGUCAUCCCUUAUAAUGUGCGACUGUCAUUCUUUAACUAUAUUAAAUAAUGAAAGGGAA
Molecule: messenger RNA, 2467 nt
Organism: Anguilla rostrata (American eel)
Lineage: Eukaryota; Metazoa; Chordata; Actinopteri; Anguilliformes; Anguillidae
Product: NHL repeat-containing protein 3-like
Exons: 7
Coding region: 98-1141 (347 amino acids)
Biological process (GO): proteasome-mediated ubiquitin-dependent protein catabolic process; protein polyubiquitination; negative regulation of translation
Molecular function (GO): ubiquitin protein ligase activity; translation repressor activity; protein binding
Source: RefSeq, a predicted model, not a curated record